Molecule: messenger RNA, 2361 nt
Organism: Triticum aestivum (bread wheat)
Lineage: Eukaryota; Viridiplantae; Streptophyta; Magnoliopsida; Poales; Poaceae
Exons: 4
Coding region: 1092-2039 (315 amino acids)
Source: RefSeq, a predicted model, not a curated record
CCCUUUCCCUGUGUCCUUUUUCUUUUCUCCCAAUCUUCCCCGGCUGCCAUGAAAGUUUGACCCGGCGAUCUCCUCCAGCGAGUCCCCUUCUUCUUCUCCGGCGAGCACCCUCGAAGCCGACCCCCGAGCCAAUGUCCUCCACUCGAUUUUCCUGCUGUCAACUGCAUCUCCUAUUGCUUCAUGGCGCCCGAAGCUACAAAGGGCAUGGCCGGCGAAGCUGCGUCCAUGAUCGGAGCUGCGUCCAGGGCCGGUGAAGUUGCUUCCAUGGUCGGAGCUGCGUCCAUGGCCGGCGCCACGCAAUACUAUGAUGCUGUGACAGGAGGCCACUCCCCUGGCCAUGGAUCUUUUGUUGUUGCUGGAAACAGUAAAUUUUUUUGCUACCACCGGGUUGAUUUUUUGCUGGAACUAGUAUUCAUUCUUGUUACCACUGUCUCUGUUUUUGUUGGAAGCAACACAUUUUUGCUACCACCGUAUUUGAGUUUUGCUGAAACGAGCGCUUAGUUUUGCUACAACCGCCUUUUUGAGUUUUGCUAGAACCAGCGACCACUCCCCGGCCACGCUGCCCAAAUGUGCUACGACCGGGGACCAACGGUGCUACAACCGGUAAGCAAAUUUGCUACAUCCUUUUUUUUAUGACUUAGCUGCGACCCCCGACGACGGUGACGAAGUUUUGCUGCAUCUGUCGUCCUUUUUGCUACGACCGAUGUGACGUUUUGCUGCAACCAUUCAUGAGUGACGACGACGCCGCGCCCUGAGCCGCGACGGCGACGACACUUUUGCUGCAUCGAUCUUCAUUUUUUUCUAUCACCGGCGUUGACGUUUGCUCUAACGUUGGCUUGUCAUUGGAGGUGGAGCUGCAAACAUUUUUUUGGAAGGUGGAGCUGCUGGACGGUGCUUCCUACAACAGCAAUGGCGACGGAUCAGGUACCAGUACAGCCACGACCUCCACUUUUUUUGCUGUGCUUCCAUGGGCGUGGGAAGGGAAGCUUCGCUGGGAGAAUCGUUUCCGAUGGGGGAAGAAGAUAAGGCCUGAACGGUUGGAUCGGGCCAAGCCGACGACGAGCUGCGGCCGUCGCCACCGCAGCUGUUGCAUGCGUGGUGUUGGCCAAAAAUGCAGGCGACGAGUGCGGCGACCGGCGACGAGGAUGGCCGGCGAGGGCGAUAACCGGCGACGAGGAGGGCCGGCAACCAUGGCGACCAGCAAGAGCGUGCGGCCAGCCAGAUGCGGAAUCAAGCGACUAUAUGCAGAAUCCAUCGUAGGGGCGUGCGUUGACGAAACAACAGCUGUAUCGAACGGUUAUACAUGCACCAAUCGGAUGGUUGCGGGCGGCCGGUCCGCCGGCGCCUAUCACCCGCCUUCCUAUACUUCGCCCAACUCACCCUUACCCGGACGCGGGCCCCGGUCUCUCAGUCGCCACGGAAAUCAGGUCAGCUCGGCAGAUCCAGAGGAGACGGACGGCGAGCUCCCGACGGCGACCCCCGACCGGUUCCCUGUUUGCAUCCGCUCGUCGUCGUGCGCCGUGUGCCGCGGCCCGUUCGCCAAGGCCAUGUUCGAGUUCCUAAACUGCAUCCGGAUGCACCAAGGAGACAAGAAUGGCAAAAACAGUGAACUGAAGUAUGACGCCCAAUGUGGCAUGAGCAAAGGUGUGUUCGAAUGGCAAUGCCGUCAGUUUGAGAAGGUAUCUAGUCGAACACCUGAGUUGAUGCGCAAGAUGAGGGCCAAUGCACAGAAGAUGCGUGUCCACUUCAAGGACACUGAAGAUCUCAAAACGUGGGAUGCUUAUGAAAGAAAUGUUCUCUAUGCAUGUGAACAUUACCUCAAAACCUCUCUUGCAACACCUGCAGUUACCCCGAAUUCUGUUUUGUAUGAGGAUUUAAUGAAGAGAAAAGCAUAUUCGAAGACUCGUAGUGGGCUGCUAUCGAUGGGACUGAACAAGUUCAAAUACUGUACAAGGAGCUUAAGGCUAGUCGCUGCGGGUGCUGCUAUUGGACUUGCUGUUGGACUUGGCGUUGGCUGGAAGCAACAGAAGAUUAAGUAGCCAAGUAUCGCUGUUACUGUACCCAUGGGUUACAUGAGUUGACAUUUGAUGUAAUAAAGUUAGAUCCUAGCGUGAAUACUAGGUGUCACUUAAUUAUGUUAGCUGCGAACAGAGGAUGUAAGAUGUGUGUUAGCUGGGAACCGAGGAUGGAAGAUGAGGUAGUUGAGACGUACUUGUUCUCAGUUAUUUUAGCUCCGCGAGUAGCAUCUUACUUUAUUUUAGAACACAUGGCAACGCACCGACGUUCUAGUUAUGUUGAUUGUAACUGGCUUAAAAGUGCGGGACAGGAAUUGUUGUGAGAAAUUAAUUAUUUUUGCAUGCU